CUUUAAAUACCAAAAUCUAUGCACUCCUUCACUCAACUUCAACAAUCUUUUCUUUUCGUCUUAUUGUGAGCAACAAAGCCAUGGGGAAUUGCUUAGUUGUUGAAGAGAAAGUUAUAAGAAUUAUGGAGCCUGAUGGCAAAAUCCUUGAAUAUCAAGCCCCCAUCAAAGUUGAACAAGUGUUAUCAAACUUCUCCGGUCAUGCACUCUCGGAUUCAUUUUCAGGCUUCCACCAUCUUCAACCUGAUGCAAAGCUGAUUUCAGGGCAGUUGUAUUACCUUAUACCUCUUCCAUCACCAUCCAAAAAGGGUAAGAAAAAGAAAGUGAGGUUUUCAAAUCCAGAAGUGAAUGAUGACCAAGUAAGUAGUCCCAAUGUUGUCAGAAUUAAGUUGAUAAUUAGUAAGCAAGAACUGCAAGAGCUGCUUCAAAAUGGAGGAGCUUCAGCUCAGGACAUUGCAUCUCACAACAUACAAAGUAAACAAACCACAAAUGGAAUCAUCACACCUGAUGUUGAUGAUGAUAGCUGCAGAGAGUCGAAGCCUGUAUUACAAACCAUAGCUGAAGUAAACUAGUAACGCAGCAUAUCAUGUAGUAGAAAAUAUUGUUAGCUAGGAUUAUCUUACACAAAGAGUAGAUAUAAUUAAGUACACCAAAACAAUAUUGCUUGUCACCACAAGAUACGAUGAUGUCUCCUUAAUGAAAAUGAAUUAGUAGAUAAACUGGUGUUGAAUCCA
Molecule: messenger RNA, 731 nt
Organism: Gossypium raimondii (Peruvian cotton)
Lineage: Eukaryota; Viridiplantae; Streptophyta; Magnoliopsida; Malvales; Malvaceae
Exons: 1
Coding region: 81-569 (162 amino acids)
Source: RefSeq, a predicted model, not a curated record